AUGAGCCGUCGUUUGAUCAAGAAGAACGCGAAAACCCGUGCCGCCAUUGAGAAGAGUGAGAAAAGGAAGGAGUUCCUGGAAGAAUUGAUGGGAAAGAUGAAAUUGGACGAAAAUAGAGUCGAGGGUCAAGGCUCCAGCGAUGAGAUUUCAGUGAGUUUUUCGAAAAUAAAAAAAUUUACAUGGUCUAUUGAAGUAUGAAACUUUUUUUUUCAAGUUUCUCAUACCCACAGUUUUAUAAUUUAAAAAUUCCAUACGAUUUCGAUCUCUUUCGAAUUUUUUUCAACUGUUUUUUUCGAUACCAUGUUCAAAUUUAAAGUAGAUUCUCUCCAAAAAGCCUUAAAGAUUUUGAAAAAUGGGUAGAUUUGAGUCUAAAAAAAUUUAUAAUUGUUGCAACAAGUUGAAUAUUUUUCAGUGCUCUGUAAAGUCUGUAAAAAAAGUAUUGCUUUUUUUCAAACUCGCAGAAAAUUUAAAAAAACCGAGUAUGUACCGACUUUUCGUAAGUUUCUGAUUAAUAAAAAGUCUAUUUUUUUAUUAAGAAGAUCUUUUCAAAAAAAUUAUUAGUUCGACGCGACUUUGAGUCAUCAUUCUCAUAAAGAAAAAAAGAUUACGAAGUUUUUUUUGGAUUUUCCGGUUUGAACCAAGUGUUUCUUUUCAAUUUUCCAUCUGUCUUUUCACAGUGGAAUUUCGUCUCGUAUUUCUUGUUUCUUUAAUGAACCUUGUUACACCAGAAAACUGAAGGAAAAUCAUUUUUGAAUAAGUCUGAGUUGGUAAAAACUGAUAAUUUAUUCCGGAAGUUCGAGAUGUCUUCAUUAAUGAUUCAGUAAUAAUUACAGGACGCCAGGAAAAAGGAAAUCCUGGGCUGGAUCGGUUGUUUCGACUCCGUCAACUUCCCUCCAGGCACCGAGACUAAAGAAACUCUGUUGGAAUUUGUUCAUCGUCAGAACUUUCUCUACAAAGUCUUCAAGGAUGAAGGUACCGUCCAACCAAUGAACAAAUUGGACAAUUCUUCGCGCUGUCUUCAUUUUUUCGCGAACUUGUCGUAGAAAUCAAAAAAUCUAUCGUUUCCCAGAAAAAUUCCUUGACAAGCUGGAAAGUGUGGAAGUUUACGGACCUUUACAGCAAUUUGAGCAUUUUUUAUUAAUUUUUCGGAGGGAAAAAGUAUUUGAUCAUUUUUGCCUUUAUAUCGCCUUUGAAUUGGUCCUUUGCGUUACUUUUUUUAGAAGUUAGACUAUGCUCCUUUAAAAGCCUCAAGAAGGUUUUUUGAACCUACGCCUCUUCUAAAUACAUGCUGUGUUCAAAGAAAUUUCCGCGAAGUUGGAAAUUAUCUCUGACUCUCCAAAAAUUAGUUAUCUUUUUCACUCUCUGACGGCUUUUGAUUUUCGCGGAAUUACUUUGAAAACGGCAACAGUUCCGGAGACUCGAAACGAUUUCUGACUCUUCAAGACCCUUUAGAUCAUUUCGAGUUCCCCGGAAUCACUUCAAAAUAUGAAUGAAAUAUCCAAAAAACUCCCAUUUUUCAGAACAGGCGAAAGCGAAAGAGCAGAUCAUCGAGACAUAUCGCUCUCUGAACGGUCAAUUCGUGACCUCAGGUUCAUCAAAAUUCCCAAAUCAAGUCAUCAUUUUGAAUUCUCAGAAGAACUCCGGGAAUACUGCGACCAGGUGGUAAUCGAAAAGCUGGAAGAAUGUCAUGCCAAAAAGGAGCCGAGAAGGAAAGAGAGGGUAAGAAAAGAGAGCAAAAUGAAUUCCAACAAGAACUGUUGAGAGUUUGAGAAGCGGCGCGGAUUCCGUGAAAUCAAGGCGGAGUCGCUUGUCUUCCGGCAACAACUGACCGAUUGGGCUCGCAAAAACGGGACCGUCAUCAGUUCCGAAGAGGCCGAAAUCAUCAAAAAAUACGCUGCCUUGCUCAAGCAGAAUAGUGUGUAGUUAACUCAUUCUUAUGACCCAUUUCAGAACAUCUUCAAAAUAGAAGUUGCGUUUUUUCGGUUUUUAGUCUGUUCAGAUUUUUGAAUGACGUCAUUAUAUUUACCUUCCAAAAAAUCUGAACAGACUAGCCGAUUCACGACUAGCUUUGGCCACUAAGGGGCGUGGCCUCUCUAUCGUGCCAGGACCCUUUUUCAGAGGGCUCAAGCCAGCUGUAAAGUAGCUAUAGCUUAUUCCGUGCCAGCUUGACAAGAUUUUUUUCUUGCGAGCUACAGUACGCUUCACUUCGAAGCGCGGCUCUUUUUUCUGCAUGCGCCUUUAAAUUAGCCGGGAGGCCUGUCUGCGCUCUCCAUCAACCAAGCACUAUUACAUACAUUUUUUUUAUCGUGUCAGGACCCAUUUUAAAGCCAGCCGUGGAUCAGCUAUACUAAAGGCGCAUGCAUAGAGACAGCGCACAUCGAAGAAAGGUGUACUGUAGCUCGGAAAAAUCUGGCACGAAUCGGGCAAUUUUCAAAAUAACUUUCUGAAAAAUGGUUUUUGGAAGUUUCAAAGUAUUGGUUUAGAUCUGAUUGUGUGUGCUGAAAAAAUUUUAAAUUUAAUAUUACUAAAAAAAAAGUGUAACUUUUUACUGUAAAAACUCUCAAUCUAGGCAUUCUGAUAAUAUGUGAAAAGGUCUAUUAAACACUAAAAUGACCUCCCUUGUGAGAUUUAAAUAAUAUGCAUAAUAAUCCUGUCGAUUUUUCAGUGCUAUUCAAGGAGUUGCCAGACUUCAGUGCCUUUGAAAACCUGAGCAAUGAUAUCCGAAAACUUCUCCUGAAUCAGUGUCUCUAA
Caenorhabditis auriculariae is the source of this 2751-nucleotide messenger RNA. The record is from the annotation of a GenBank genome assembly. Lineage: Eukaryota; Metazoa; Nematoda; Chromadorea; Rhabditida; Rhabditidae.